AAUAAAAAUGGUGAUUGGUGUUUGUUAAAUCAACGAGCACAAAAUGUUUCAGUUCAACAAUUAAAUACAAAUAUUUGUUCAUUAUCAUUUUUUGAUCGUUUAUUUAACGGAAAUAUUGUAAGAGAGAAUGGACAAAUACGAAAAUGUGUUGAUGAAUAUCAAAAUGAAUUUAUUAUUUCAGAUGAAUUAAGAAAAGUUUUACUCAUGGAAGAAUUUGAGACUUAUGACAUAUUUUCAGAUGAAGAACGAAAAGAAUUUAUAUUCUGUCUAUUCAAGCAUUUUUGUCUUGGUGGUCAGGUGUGUCAAUAUGAGGAUGAUAUUAAACCAUACUUAGAAUCAACAAAAUCUGUUUAUAAAGAACUUGUCAGUGUUCAGAAGGAUCCAGAAACAAAGGUUAUUCAAGUUGUUUCACCUGUAUUCAAAGUAGAAGCAUUGAAUGAAAAUGGAAAGAAAUUUUAUCCAUCUCGUACGGUUUAUGAACAGGAUUUUGCCUAUAUGAUUAUUGAUCCAUACAAACGACACGUUAUUGUAUUAUCAAACUUUUAUGAAGGACCAUCAUUUUUUGAAUAA
Messenger RNA from Didymodactylos carnosus, 570 nucleotides. NCBI's taxonomy places the organism in Eukaryota, Metazoa, Rotifera, Eurotatoria, Philodinida, Philodinidae. The record is from the annotation of a GenBank genome assembly.